Mercurialis annua (annual mercury) is the source of this 1839-nucleotide messenger RNA. RefSeq names its product heterogeneous nuclear ribonucleoprotein 1. The transcript has 6 exons. The record is from RefSeq and is a predicted model, not a curated record. Gene Ontology annotation, cellular component: nucleoplasm. The coding region runs from base 166 to 1395 and encodes 409 amino acids. Lineage: Eukaryota; Viridiplantae; Streptophyta; Magnoliopsida; Malpighiales; Euphorbiaceae. Gene Ontology annotation, molecular function: RNA binding. Gene Ontology annotation, biological process: regulation of gene expression.
AAAUUAAUAAGAAACGAAAACCCUCAAUAGUUUCCCUCUCUCUCAAGACAGUCUCACUCACACUCAAAAACCCUAAAUUAAGUAAUACUAAUUAUUAGGUUUUUCCAAAAUUCAAUCAGUGGUUUAAUUUGAUUACAUGAAAGUUUAGAGACAUCGGAAAAAAUAAUGGAUUACGAUUAUGGACAAGAACGGAUUCAAUUCGAAGAAGACGACACUAACAACAUAAUACCCUUUAAUGGCGAAGAAGAAGAAUUAGAAGACGAUUAUUAUAACGGUAAUAAUAAUAAUCAAGCAAUUCAAACUCAAAAUGAGUUAGGCGGUGUCGGAGGUGGUGGCAAUGGGAGAAGGCAAUCAUUAGUUCAUAAUAAUCAGAAUUCUUCUUCUGAGUCUUCUCAAGGAAAGCUCUUUGUUGGUGGCAUCUCUUGGGAAACUACUGAAGAAACCUUCACCAGUUACUUUGGUAAGUUUGGAGAAAUCACAGACUCUGUUAUUAUGAGGGAUAAACAUUCUGGAAGGCCUAGGGGUUUUGGAUUUGUUACAUUUGCUGACGUAGCUGCUGCUGAUAGGGUUUUGGAGGAAGACCAUGUCAUUGAUAGCAGAGCGGUUGAAGUAAAGAGGACAGUUCCAAGAGAGGAUAUGGAGGUCAAAGGGGUCGUCAGAGCCAAGAAAAUUUUUGUUGGCGGAAUACCGCCAAUGUUGACUGAAGAUGACCUAAGGCAGUACUUUUCUGCUUAUGGUAACAUUGUUGAGUACCAGAUUAUGCUGGAUCAUAAAACUGGACGGUCUAGGGGCUUUGGGUUUGUCACUUUUGAUACUGAAGAUUCUGUUGAACAGAUUUUUUCAACGCGCAGAACACAUGAACUUGGAGGAAAACCGGUGGAGAUUAAAAGGGCUGUCCCAAAAAGAAAUUGCGGUGAUUUUAAUUACACUCCAAAGUCUCACGCGGGAUUCAGCAAUACUGCAAGUGGAUACGGCUCUGGCCAUAGUUCGGAGGGUUUCUAUGGUGGAAAAAUGGGCCGAGAGUAUGGUGCCUAUGGCGGAUAUAGUGGCUACAGUGCUUAUGGAGGCUAUGGAGGAGGCUAUGGAAAUGCCAAUGCCUUUUAUGCCGGCUAUGGUGGAUAUGGUUAUGGAUUUGGGUUUGGUGGUCCAAUGAUGUAUGGUGGUGGGGGAUAUGGAGGCAGCGGUUAUGGUGCCUCAAUUAUGUACAAUAACAGCAGUGCAGGAUAUGCCGGUGGUAAGGGAUAUGGAAGAAGCAGCGAUAGCGGUAGUUACGGAAAUGGUAAAGGAUACGGAAGCGGUGCUGCGAAUGGUGGUCAUGGGAGUAGUAGGGGAUCUGGAGGCAGUGAGAAUGGUGGUAGUGCUGGGACCAGUAGGUAUCAUCCUUACCAAAAGUAAAGCGUAAUAUUUUUAGCGCUGCGGCUAUCUUGACUUUGCCGACGACCUCCGCAAAUUGUACCGAGCAAGGAGGUUGAUCAGGUGAGGUAAUAGUUUUUGUAAUCUGAAAUAUGCAAAUAUUACAUUAUAGGACUGGAUUUUGCAGUGUUUGGUCUUAGGAUAAUUUUCUUUGCAAAGUGAGAUAGUGAGAUUAUUAGGGGGAAAACAAACUUGUUUAUUUACUGUAUCAUAAGUCAUUCUGCAUAUGCUUACUGAUUUUGCAUUGUUGCACAUGCCCAAUAGUAAUAGAGGUGAAGCUCAUUUUGAUCUGCAGAACCUGGCCAUGUCUAGUAAAUUUGCACAUUAAAAUGGUCUGUGUAUCUGUGGGUUUACGGUGGGCAUUCCAUGUGUUUUUUUUCUUUGCUAAAAGUAAUCCAAAAAUUGAAUUUAAAUCAUUAGAUCCUA